AUGAAUGAAAACGAUCUAGAACUUCCAAAGUGUUCCAGGAAAACCAGAAAUUGUCCUCUACGCCUAGAUAUUCAGUUUCCUGGUUCAACUCCUGGACAAUACCAACAUAUUGCAAGAGAACCAAAUACCAACUAUGACGUUCAAAUGUUGCAUUACCAUCAAAGAAAGAAAGAGGCUGUCGCUAAUAAACUGAGUGGUAUAAAAGAAAUGUACAGCAGUCAAGCAAAUAUAAUUAGAAACGACAUAAAUGCUGAAAAGGCUUUCCUCAAAAGAUUGAUCCAAAUGAAAGUUGAGAAAAAGAUCGAAGACUACGAAAAUGCUGUUGAAAGAAGACGAGAAAGAUUAAGAGACCUGCUUUGUAAGGAAGAAAGGCAAUUUUAUUAUGAGACCGUAGACAGAGCUCAAAAAGGAAACGAAACAAGGAUGGAGGAAAUGAAGAGGCGCGCUGAAACUCUAAGGACUGAAAAAGAAGCUGAACGUCAGGCUAUUGUGCAAGAAAAGAGGAUAGAGCAGUACAAGAACCGCUCACAAGAGCUGAGGCCAUAUUUGGAGAAAAAGCAUAUAGUGGAGGCUAAAAAUAGUCAACUUCAACAAAUAAGAGAGAACGAGGCCAGAAGAGAAGCCGAAAGAGAGCUGGAUAGGAUGUGGCACCACUUAAUGAUGAGAGAAGUACAGGCGAAGGUCGAAAGGGAGCGGCAGGAAACGAUAAAGGAAAAGCAACAUCAAGAGGAGCUCAUGCAAGUUUGGAACAUGCAAAUAAAAGGAAGGGAACUUUUAAAGGAAGAAGUUGCAAAAGUUGAAGAGGAGGACAGAAUUGAAAUGUGCAAACUAAAUGACCAAAUCAAAAAGGAGAAAAUCGAAGCUGAGAUGGAGAAGGCAAGGAAAAGAGACCAAACAGCACAAGAACUUCGAGAGCAAAUCGAAAAGCAAAAAGAAUUAUUGAACCAAAGGAAGAAAGAGGAAAACGCUCUAAACGAUGCCUUCAACACGCUGGCUCAGCUGGAACUUAAGAAAGAAAGAGAGGCUAUCAAAGACUACACAACUCAAGCAAAAAGGGAAACCAUGCUAUACCGUAAGCAUCUGAAAGAACUCGUUGAUACCAGGAAAAGAGAAGAGAAAGAGUUGGACGAAUUGUUGCAUAAGUACCAGCAGCAAGUUCAAAGGAAGCAGGACGAAGCUAGAUGCAAAGUAAUUGAAGCAAAACGUAAAUUACACGAGAGCGUACUGCAGGAAAGAGCGGAGCAAAUAGCCCUCAAGCGGCAGGAAGCGGAACAGCAGCUGAAGGAAAAAGAGGCAGAGAACGAGAUGAUUCGAAUCGCUUACGAGAGAAAUAAGUGUCUGCAGGAGGAGAGCGAUCGCUUGGAAAAGUUGGCCAUUCAGCAGUAUCGUGACGAUUUGCAGAAGCAAAUCCAGUACAACAAUUUACUGCGGCAAAAAGAGCGAGAGGAGCUGGAACGUCAACUUCAAAAAGGCAAGGAAGAAGAGGAAAAAUACAAGAAGUUUGCAGAAAAGGCAGUCAAAGGAAUAUUUGAUGUAGGUGGUAAACAUCCCUUCCGGAAGGUGCUUGAAAGAUACGACUGUCACUGUCCUCCAAUUUUUAAUUAA
Molecule: messenger RNA, 1605 nt
Organism: Anoplophora glabripennis (Asian longhorned beetle)
Lineage: Eukaryota; Metazoa; Arthropoda; Insecta; Coleoptera; Cerambycidae
Product: cilia- and flagella-associated protein 53-like
Exons: 8
Coding region: 1-1605 (534 amino acids)
Source: RefSeq, a predicted model, not a curated record